GCCUGUUGCACAAAAGUAGAAUUAAGACAUCCGGGAUAAAUGACUCAGCUGAGCUCAAUGAAGCCAAAACAUGUGCGUCCAGGCUUAAUUGGUUGCACAAAGACCAAGCCAGGAUGAGCAGACACGGAUUCAUUAAGCCAGGUGAAACCAAUCCUGGAUAGGUGCGCGCUCACGGCUCACUCAAAUAGACCCCGCCACAGAUCACAGAUUAACUGAUUUACCAUGGCAACUAGAGCCGCGUACUUUUCCCCGUCGGAAGCACAAAUCCUCAUGGAGGCAUACGAGGAGGUAAAAGAUAUAAUUAAGAAGAAAGGCAACACCGCCACAGUGAUAAAGCAAAGAGAAAAAGCGUGGCAAAGUAUUGCAGACCGCCUGAAUGCAUUAAACAUGAACGGGCCAAAACGGACAUGGCAGCAGGUCAAAAUCAAAUACAAGAACAUUCUGCAGAAUGCAGUGAAAAAGAAUACCCACAGACAAGGCACGGGUGGUGGGUCACCAAAGGCUGACCUUACCCCAGCAGAGGACAUGGCCUUGGAGCUAAAUAAAGGCAGGCCCGUCUUAGAGGGGAUCCCUGGGGGGAAAGAGACGAGCAUAGGUUCCUCCCAAGAUGCCACCCGCUUCAUUCAAGUGCCUGGCAGCACUGUGUUCCUGUUAGAGCCACCAGCACAAGCACCAGACGAUGCUGAUCCAGGUGAAGGCCCCAGUGCAGCAGCAACAGCACAUGAUGGAGACGAUGAUGAGGAGACCAUCUCUCUGGAUUCCAGAAGGCAUGAGGACCCAGAUGCUAUACAGUGGGAAAACCAGCCUGGCAACAUAAGCUCACAAGCUAUCAGAAAGUUGUAUGGCAACCACCUCCGGCGCCAAAUAGAACUGGCAGACAUAGACAUUCAGUACAAGAAGAAAAAGAUGGAAAAUCUUGCACUGGAGUCCGAAAUAAAAAAGAGGACAAUUAGGAAACUGGACCUUGAAAUAAAAAAACUUGAGAGGGAGCUCCAAGAAGAUGACACAGCUCAAAAUAAAAAUUAGCAAUCAGUACAACCAAGUCAUCGUUAUAAGGCAUCGCCCUCUUUUGCCCACCCCCCCAGCACCAGGUGUGGCCACUAGCCUAUAUGAAGGCCCAAAAUUGUGUUCCUUUCUGCUCUGACAAUGGCAUGCCCAUUCGUGCGAGAUGUGGUGGAUGAAGAAGCACUUGUGCUGAGGAGAGCCUUCAGGCGAGAAAGGGUCUUCAGGGACCGGUUGGACCCACUGGCCUUCCCUGAUGACCAUCUAUAUGAAAGAUACAGGUUUUCUGCAGAUGGCAUCAGGUAUCUAUGCAGACUACUGGGUCCCAGGAUUAAGCACCGCACUGCACGGAGCCAUGCACUGAGUGUGGAGCAAAUGGUUUGUGUGGCCUUGCGCUUUUUUGCUAGUGGAGCCUUCCUGUACUCAGUGGGGGAUGCAGAACAGCUGAACAAGGCCACAAUUUGCCGCACAAUAAGGAGUGUGUGUCUGGCUAUCAAAGCAUUAGCAGAUGUCUUCAUCUCCUUCCCUGGCCACAGAAGACUCUGUGACAUCAAAGAGGAGUUCUAUAGGAUUGCAGAUGGUCUGCAAUGCUGACUGUGUGAUCAGCAAUGUUGUGGCAAAAUGGCCUGGCUCAGUCCAUGACUCCAGAAUCUUUCGGGC
Oncorhynchus nerka (sockeye salmon) is the source of this 1662-nucleotide messenger RNA. RefSeq lists its product as uncharacterized. Gene Ontology annotation, cellular component: nucleus. The record is from RefSeq and is a predicted model, not a curated record. Bases 223 to 1026 code for a protein of 267 amino acids. The transcript has 10 exons. Lineage: Eukaryota; Metazoa; Chordata; Actinopteri; Salmoniformes; Salmonidae.